GUGAUGCAACGCACUCGGAGCCACAGUCGCACUCGGCGAGGCACGCACUGCACGGCGCUCUCCCCGCGCCACCGCCGGACUGACGCACGGACCGACAGCCAGCCCAGGCCGGCCUGCCCUGCCCGCCCUCCGGAUCCUGGCCACCCCGCGUGGAUACUCGAGCAAAAUGAUGCUUCAACAUCCAGGCCAGGUGUCUGCCUCGGAAGUCAGUGCCUCCGCCAUCGUCCCCUGUCUGUCCCCUCCCGGGUCGCUGGUGUUUGAGGAUUUUGCUAACCUGACACCGUUUGUCAAAGAAGAGCUGCGGUUUGCCAUCCAGAACAAGCACCUCUGCCAUCGGAUGUCCUCUGCUCUGGAGUCGGUCACCGUCAGCGACAGACCCCUGGAGGUGUCCGUCAUGAAAGCCGAGGUAGCCCCUGAAGAAGACGAAAGGAAAAAGAGGCGACGAGAAAGAAAUAAGAUCGCAGCCGCUAAGUGCCGGAACAAGAAAAAGGAGAAGACGGAAUGCCUGCAGAAGGAAUCGGAGAAGCUGGAGAGUGUGAAUGCCGAGCUGAAGGCGCAGAUCGAGGAGCUGAAGAACGAGAAGCAGCAUUUGAUAUACAUGCUCAACCUGCACCGGCCCACCUGCAUCGUCCGGGCUCAGAACGGGCGGACUCCUGAGGAUGAGAGAAACCUGUUUAUCCAGCAGAUAAAAGAAGGAACGCUGAACAGCUAAGCAGCCGUGGUGUAGGGGCAACUGGGGAGUCCUCGUCGAAUCCUCCCUUUCCACCCAAAACCCUGCAACCAUUGGAAAGCAGACUUCCUGUGCACCUCUAGAAUCCCAGCAGCCAAGAACCAUCGAGGUGGGAGGGCCCAUGGCAGCCUGCUGGGCCUUCCCUCUUUGGACCAGAGCGAGAGCAUCCUUUGCCUCAACUCCAGGAUUUAGGUCUUAACAUCCUGGCCAUUCUUUGAUGUCCAGAUGGCCCCCAGUUAGGGUCCUGCCCAUCUGUUAGGCCUCACGCAGAGGUGUCUACACCUCGGGUGGGCGGGGCUGUCUCCUCCGCAGCAGCCACGUUCCUUGAGGGAUACACGGAGUGAGAGCCACAGGCAUUGAAGUUGUGCGAUGGCCAGGGCUGUGCUUUCUAGCAGAUACGCUGUCAUGUUUGGGAAUUACUGUGUGCAAGGCAUUCGUUUCAGAACUAGGCGUCCUGCUCUUCUGAUGCCUCACCUUUUGGUGAUUAUCCUCAGAUCAAAGUCAGAGAGUCUGGGGUCUGUCGCCCUGGGCAGUGUCCCUCUGGAAGAUUUGUGUACCACGGAGAGCAGAGCUGUCCUGCAGGCCAGGAGUGUGGGGGCUGCAUUCCCCUGGCACCCUGGUGUUAAGGAGCAGCCAGGGGCAUGGCCACAGGUCCUGUUGCAAACUCAGUUUCAGUGUCAUAGGAAGAAAGCGGAAAGAAAGUUCAACUUGCAAGAGCUUAGGACUCUCCACUCAGGCUGGGAGUUAUUUCAGAAGAGCCAAAGACAUACUCCAUUCUCCUUUCCUGGUGGUCAGAAGCCAGUCAGUGGAGACAUACAUUGGAAGCCAGUGAUGGCAAGGUUUUAGCAUUACUGGAGGUUCAUGCGUCUUUCUUGUCAUGGAGCUGUGUUAAGAAACCUGGCCCAGAGCAUUUGCAGCUGUGAGCGGUCACUCACUCACUCACACUGGCCACAGGACUCUGGCUAAUGUCUGUUAAAAUUCUGAUGUUUCUGUGAAAGCCUCAGAGUGUUUGAUCCUACUCGAUAGUAUCAUUACAAUUUUCUGUAAGAGAAAAGAUGACUUAUUUAUCCUAGUAUUCCUGUCAGUGUAAUAAAUAUUGGAACCAAGACAUGGUAAAUGUAAAUGUUGUGCUGGCUUGUUUUUCUAAAUCUGUGGUUGAUGGAAACCUAGUCAUUCCCCACAUGUCACCUCUCCGUGUGGAGGGCGAUUUGCUUUGAAUAUCUCGGGGUGUUAGUCUUUGUUUCUUGGGGCACCAUCAGGAGGAAUCAUUGACUUACAGUUCUUUUCCUCAGUCUGCGAUACCUGAGGCUCAGUUUCUCGUUGACACACCCUGAAACACAGCAGCAAGUAGAGGCUUUAGGGCAGCUCUUCGGUACUGAGAUAGAAACUCUGAAUUGCUGAGUGCUACAACUACCAGUUUCUCUGAAGGGCCGGGUCCCUAAAACACCUGUUGUCAACCUGCUGUCUGACUCCCUCCUUUCUGGCACAGUGCUCCCCUGGAAGAGUCAUUUGCUUGGACUACAAGGGCCGUGACAUCCAAAUGUGUGUCUCAUUGUCAUGAAUGUAUCAUAGAUAUCACAAAAGAAUGGGAGGAGGCACAGGUGAAGAGAACAGUUUUGAGCAAGAUGGAUGUGGUAGUUCCAAGAAACGAAUUCUGCUUAGUUUUCUGGACUUCCCAGGCCAAAUGACCCCUCGGGGCUGGCGUAGAAACAGGCUCCCUGGCUGUCUACGGGGGCGCUGUGUACCACGCCCAGGCCGAGGUGCCAGGUGCCCACUCUUCAUCUUUCACUGUGCUCUUCCACAGACACUAACUUCCUUAAACACGACAUUUGCCACCCGAAUGCUGUGCUUGCUUCUUUGAACUCGCUGAUGGACUGGGCGUAUGACACAGACUUACUAUUUUUGCGGCUUUAAUUGUCCCAUGAGGGGCUGUCCCUCAUCUGUAGAGUCACCUGGUUGUUAGCACCAUUGGCCAUUCUAUCAUUGUGUACAUUUGUGUUCCUUAUCUUGGUGGAGGCGAAAGUCCCCUUCUGGUGUUAAGCUUUGAUUAUGUCAACUUGGGUGGCUUGGGAGUCACCCCAGGAUGAGUACAGCACACUCCUGGGUGUGUCUGGGUGGGUCAUGAAGGUAUGAAAUUAGGGAGUGUAUCUGAGCCCUGGCCCCUGCCUCCCUGGCGGCCCCACUGCCAUGCACUACUAAACACCCUUCCGCCGUGAGAUUUCUCCCUUAAAGCCAACCAGCCAUGGGCUGCAUCCCCUGAAUCCAGGAAUCAAAUUAACUUCUUUUCCUUCAGUUGUGGGUGCUGAGGUCCGUCUCCAGGAAGGCUUAUACACCCUCAUUAACCCUCUGGUCAUGGGUAGAGUGGCACUGCCAGCCACUAUGACAUGCAAGACCAUUGUAAGCUGCCAUGGACAGCAGUGGACUAGAGAGGGAGGGAGAGCUGGUGAUGGUGAGAAGACCUGACCCAAGAACUGCACUGUGUUGUUAAUGUGACCAUAAGCUCUUUUAACAAAUGCUUUUGGAUUCGUUGUUUUAUGUAUCCAAGUUUAUGUUUUGAUACUUUAAUAAACAAAAAGAUGAAUAUGCAUUUACCACCAA
Molecule: messenger RNA, 3328 nt
Organism: Cavia porcellus (domestic guinea pig)
Lineage: Eukaryota; Metazoa; Chordata; Mammalia; Rodentia; Caviidae
Gene: Atf3
Product: activating transcription factor 3
Exons: 4
Coding region: 167-712 (181 amino acids)
Biological process (GO): regulation of transcription by RNA polymerase II
Cellular component (GO): nucleus
Molecular function (GO): DNA-binding transcription factor activity, RNA polymerase II-specific; RNA polymerase II cis-regulatory region sequence-specific DNA binding
Source: RefSeq, a predicted model, not a curated record